AUGGCGGGUUCGAGGAACAAAGGCAAAGGUGUGCUUCGACGUACGGUAAGCUUCGAGCUCUUCGCAUUCGCCGGUCAACGUCAUCAGGGCCAGCCGCUGUCGACGAGUGCUGAUCCGGUUCCAUGGCCAAUCUUCCAUUCGGGAUCGUUCCUACUCCUCGUGUGUGAGAAAUUCUAGAUCGAGCUACCAGCCAAGCUACGGACGGAGCUCGAAGCGCUUGGCUCACUGCCGCAGGCACACACGCACAAGUCACGCAACGAGCGUCGGAAGCAGCUUCGGGCCCACAAGCAAGCCCAUUCACCGCCCUCGAAGCUGGAUUAUACACCGAGCAACACGGGCUUUUCUUCGCUGGAUCGAAAACGAGCAAGCGCCGAUGUACCAGCGACGCGUGCGAUCAAGAAGGCGCGACGAGCCUCCGCAGCGAGUCGAGGUGCCGAGGAACUCGUCAAUACCGCAGCUCUGUCUCCAUCGACUUCUAGCGCAGCUCAUGGCAUCCCCCAAGCAACGCGUCGAACGCCUCUGGAGAAGCUUUUAUCCAAGCAAGAGAAGAGAGGCUCCGCGCCCGAUCUGCAUCGGACUAAACCUCGUCUUGUGUCGGUCGAAGAUCGUGAGAUUGCAUGGCUAGAAGCCAAGCUGGGGAUACAUCGAGACUCCCCAAUCUCUCGCGAGGAGCGCAGCAAUGUGAAGAAAGAGUUUGAAGAAGACGGUUUGGAAGGUACGUGGCUGGGAUCCAGCAAACUUAAUUCCGUUGGCACCACCCAAGGCAUCUAACAUCGCCCCGGCUGUCAUGGCCCCGACCGUCUGGUCCUAGAUCUAUUCGAGGGUCUGGAAGAUCUCGAGGCGGCAGCCUUUGACCAAGGCGCAGCAUCGAGCAAGGUAGAGUUGUCCUAAUCAUCUUCCUUGAGCGGUGUUAUUGGUGCUUUUUCAACUGUGGUGAGGUGUGUCGAGCUGACGCAGGGGAGCCGUCUCGCUGCCCACAGCACGCAAGCACCCAGACCGCUAGCGAAAGCGGUUUCGAGCACGAGGAUGACGUUCACGAAGACAUAAACGAACGACUUAACGAUGGAACAGAAUCCGAGAGCGAUGGAGGGGGCUUCGGCGAGAAUAGGGACGUUAUCACGCAGUGGGACGUCACUUCUGCCACUGUCGCUUCAGACGAGUUCUCAUCGGGAUCUAGCACGAAUGCGGCCGUUCCCGCGCCACCUGCCCCGACAGCCCGCUACGUCCCCCCACAACUUCGCAAUGUCGCGACGAAUGUAUCACGCUCAGUUCCCGUGUCGACGCUCGUGACAGCACCUCGCCGAACGGAUGAACCGCCAGCAGACUCUCGGAUCCGGCGCCAGUUACUUGGCCAUCUGAACCGACUCUCGAGUUCGAACAUGAUGCCCAUCAUUGAUGCUAUCAGUGCGAUCUAUGGCACGAACCCCCGAGCGCUCGUGUCGAAUGCUUUCUCGUCACUGCUGCUUGAAAUGAUUUCCACUCGAGACAAUUUGGGCGACCAGCUCUUGAUCACGUACGCAGCGCUCGUCUCGGCCAUGGCAUACGUAGUGGGACUUGAACUGUCGGCGGGAGUGGUCUCCAAGACGAUCGAAUUAUUUGACGCUUCGUACAACGAAGGUACAGACACAUCGUCAGCUGAGCAUCCACAAGCUUCAUCUCAACCUGUCGCUUUCGAGGGUCGACCUGGCAGCAAAACCUGUCUCAACCUCACAGCAUUCUUGGCGGAGCUUUACAACUUUUCAGUCGUAGGGUGUACUAUCGUGUACGAUAUCAUCCGGUUUUUCAUCAAGAAUGGUCUAGGGGAACUGGACGUCGAACUCCUGUCGAGGUUGAUCAAAAGUGAGUUGCGACGCUAGUCUCGGGUUGCUCGUUGCUGCGUGACUGAGUGUGCAAUCUUGCUGGGUUUCACUUGCCUAGGAUCUGGUUCACAUCUUCGGCAAGACGAUCCGAGUGCUUUGAAGGAGAUAGUUGCCCUUGUUAAGGAGCAAGCCGCCUUGAGGGACGCUAGUUCGAGCAUGAAGUACGCCCUCGCUGCUGCCACUGCCACUGCGCAUCGAACGCUAGAAAACUGACCGGCUAUACUCUGGUGUCCCAGCUCACGGACCAAAUUCAUGCUCGAAAUGCUCACCGACGUCAAGAACAAUAAGCUCAAGUCUGAUUUUGUUGGUACAAAUGACGGCUAUUCGAGUCUGAAGAAACUCAUAGCGAGCCUAGGGAAGAAGAACUGUGAGCUUCGUUCGUCGACGAUGCGACGCCUUGUUCUCCCGAGCUUCACUGACGCAUGUCUGUGUAGCGUCGUAUCAUGAACCACUACGGAUAACGUUAUCGGAUAUUCGCAACAGCUCAUCGAGGGGAAAGUGGUGGCUCGUCGGUGCUGCUUGGGCCGGGAUCGCCGAAGCAGAGGUAGACACGAGUCGCGCCGGACCGCCCGGGGGCCAGCGCAGCGUCGGUUCGGAAGAUAGCCUUUUCAAGUUGGCGCGAGCGCAUGGGAUGAAUACCGACGUUCGACGGACCAUCUUCGUGAUUCUGAUGAGCGGAGAAGACUACGCGGAUGCGUGUGAUCGACUGCUUCAGCUCGGUCUCACGGAUGUGCAGCAACGCGAGAUCGUGCGGGUUCUGCUACGGUGCAGCGGCAAUGUGAGUCCACCAUUCCCAGGUUCCCAGGUUGAAGCUUGAGGCCUGAGCCAUGCGCUGACGCUCGGAUAACGCACCGACCCGUUUGUAAAACGCGCAGGAGAGGCGGUAUAACCCUUACUACACCCUGGUCUCCGCUCAACUUGCGAAACGGUCGCAUGGCUUCAGGAUCACGCUUCAGUACUGCUUGUGGGACUUUCUCAGAGAACUCGGAAAAGACAGCGUUGGCGGCGAAGAAUUGGUCAAGUCGAUUGAUAUGGAUACCACCGGUGGGAUGGUCUCACCCCGGCGCGUACACAACCUCGCCCGGCUCUAUGCAUGGUGCAUAGCGAAGGAUGCCUUGUCGUUGACUGUGCUGAAGGUGUGUUCAGAAGUGUUGGGGAUCGAUCUUCGAAUUGAAAGCUGAUGCCCUUCAUCACUGCCAGCAUGUCCCUUUUGCGACAAUAAAAAUGAAGACGACAGAUUUCCUUCAACAGUUGUUUGUGACCAUGAUCAUCUCAACACAGACCGCAUCACCUGCUCUGGUCCUGCUCGCUCUCGAAGGACGGCGCGACAGGAAGGUGAUCGAGAAGCUGUGCGUCCGCGCCGCGACGAAUGGCAGCCUGGUCAAAGGGCUCCUUCACUUCUUGGAGGCCGCCGUGACGGAAGAUGUGAUCAGGUCAAAUGUCAGGGACGACACCGCGGCGGCUGUGGCUCGGUUCGGUGUCGCCCUGAUGCAGGACACUUUAAGCGCACUAUGA
This is a messenger RNA of Microbotryum saponariae, 3374 nucleotides long. NCBI's taxonomy places the organism in Eukaryota, Fungi, Basidiomycota, Microbotryomycetes, Microbotryales, Microbotryaceae. The record is from the annotation of a GenBank genome assembly.